Molecule: messenger RNA, 3510 nt
Organism: Etheostoma spectabile (orangethroat darter)
Lineage: Eukaryota; Metazoa; Chordata; Actinopteri; Perciformes; Percidae
Gene: npnta
Product: nephronectin a
Exons: 14
Coding region: 436-2328 (630 amino acids)
Cellular component (GO): membrane
Molecular function (GO): calcium ion binding
Source: RefSeq, a predicted model, not a curated record
UCCUGACGUUACAUGUGAAGUCCCACACGUGCGGCUGGCUGUGUAUCCGCAAUGUUUUGACCGCUGGUUAUUUAAAAGACUGGAGGCGAGGUCUGACUGCAGUGGGGGAUGUUGGUUGGAGAGCCCACUGACUGAACAGAGAGAGAGAGAGAGAGAGCGAGAGCGCGCUGUGUGCUUUCUUCCCGGCAGAGUGCGUCCCGCUCUACACGCACACAUCGGGGUCACUCUACUUCCAGAUAGCGGACUGAUUUCCACUCCCGCAUGUCCUGUAUAUCGCACAAGAACAGUCUAACGGACACCAGCAGACGUUAACUACCUGUGCACCUUCAGUGUGCGUCACAGAAACUCGUCUAAUUGUUUUCUCCGCCGUUUCCUACACGGGGAUUUUGGAUUACGGAGAAUAACAAGCAGCGUGGACGCGUAACUCCCCAAAUCAUGGAUUUAUGGCUAAAGUUGACGUUGUUGUGCAGCUGCUGUUUUGGAGCAAGUGCAGACUUUGAUGGCAGGUGGCCGCGGCAGAUGGCCUCGUCUACUGGCCUUUGUCGAUACGGGGCCAGGGUGGACUGCUGCUGGGGAUGGACACGCCGUUCCUGGGGUCACUGCCAGCCUCUCUUCGCCUUAACUCCCAGAGUAGCCGGGAAAAGGUGCCAGCCCCAAGCUGUGUGCCAGCCUGGCUGUAAGCACGGAGACUGCGUGGGACCCAAUAAGUGCAAAUGCCACCCUGGCUUUACUGGCAAGACCUGCAACCAAGAAGAAGAGCUGGACUAUUUAACCCCACCAGUGUGGGCCAGUCACCUUCCUGUCUUUCUUCCUGUGGACCAUCAGCCAGCAAGAGUAGUGAUGGAGGACCUGAAUGAGUGCGGUCUGAAGCCGAGGCCCUGUAAACACAGGUGCAUGAAUACAUAUGGGAGUUACAAGUGCUACUGCCUCAACGGCUACAUGCUGAUGCCUGACGGGACCUGUGGAAAUGCUCGCACUUGUGGCAUGGCCAACUGCCAGUAUGGCUGCGAGGUGCUGAAAGGAGAGGUCCGAUGUCAGUGUCCGUCACCGGGGCUACAGCUGGCUCUGGAUGGAAGAACCUGUGUGGAUGUGGAUGAGUGCGCCACAGGGAUAGCAGUGUGCCCCAGGUUCAGGAAAUGCACAAACACUUUUGGUAGCUACAUCUGCAAGUGCCAUGAAGGCUUUGACCUGCAAUACAUCAAUGGGAAAUACCAAUGCAUAGAUGUGGAUGAAUGCUCUUUAGGUCAGAGCCACUGCAGCAGCUUUGCCACCUGCUACAACACGCCAGGCUCAUACAAGUGCAAAUGCAAAGACGGCUACAGGGGGAUGGGCCAUGACUGCAAACCCAUUCCGAAGGUGGUUAUUGACCCCCCGAGACCAGGCAAACUGCCUCCAAAUCAUCACAACCACAUCCCCGACAUGGAUCAGAAGAGGACCACCACCACCAUGCGCCCACCUGUGACUCAAAAGAGAAUCUUCCCCAUUAUUACCAAAUCAACAACUACCCCCACCACGACUAUGAGAACCACAACAACAAUCAAAACACCUCUGCCUCCAACCAGGGUCACCCCACCUCCACGCAAGCCAGCAGUUCCCACCAGGAAGCCCUUCAUCCCAACCAGGAAGUCACCAGCACCUACACGCAAGCCAUACAUCCCACCAAGGCCAGUGGCUCCCACCAAACGCCCCCCCCCCACACCCCCACCAGUCACACCUGUAGACAACACCAUUGAGAAGGAGGUCACCAAACAGAGAGGGGAUGUUCACAUCCCACGGAACCACGGCCAUAACACUGUCCUUGGCGUUGACUUUGACAUUGAGCUCGGCAACACGGCAGAUGAAGCCAAGGACGACCCAGAGUCGGGGUAUCUGAGCUGCUCCUUUGAUGAUGGUCUUUGUGGUUGGAUCAGGGACAAAGACGGAGACCUUCACUGGGAGACAACACCUGAUCCAUCAGGUGGACGGUACCUCACCAUUCCCGAGGUAGGCAACAAGAGGACUGGGCGAGGGGCACGGCUGGUCCUCCCACUCACCCCCCCCUGGAACGACGGCAAUCUGUGCCUGUCGUUCCGGCACAAGCUGGCAGGCCACCAUGUGGGCAUGCUGCAAGUGUUUGUAAAGAAGGGAAAGCAGUACAGUCCAGCAGUCUGGGGCCGGACAGGUGGAAAUGGCUGGAGGCACACCCAAAUCACAUUAUGGGGUACAGGCCUAGAAAGUGUGAUCCUGAAGGGGGAGCGUGGGCGAGGCAGGAGCGGCGAGAUGGCUGUGGACGACAUCGCCCUGAGGAAAGGCUCCUGCACAGAGGAGCACAAUCUGAGGAGACUCUAACUGACAGUACAGAAAUAGGCAGAAAGAAAACAAGAGGGGAAAUCAUCUCAAAGAGAACUGACUCUGUUGUGACAUCCCCUCAAUCUGCCUGCCCCCCCGCCCUCCCCACUGCCCUUCCCAGCUAUUCUGUGAACGAUAUCUGAAAAACUAUCGGAAGAACAGUGCGUUUCCCUUUCUUGACUGACCAUAAAUAAAAAGACAGAAUCGAAAUGUCAAAACCGGAUCCCAGCAGCAUACCCUUCGUCUUUUCAGCCUCCCUCUCACUCUGUCAUCUUGUUACUAUGAUGCCUGCAUGUACCUACUUACCAUGGAAAUGUCCUACACCUAACACAGCCCUGGCAGCCUUCCAGCCACACCGCUGAGAGGCCCACGUUUACUUCAUUUCUUCCUGGAGAGAGGACUGUUCCCUCACUGCUUUUGCUUUGCUUUGAUCCUUUAACCACAAGCCAUUGCUUUUUAUUUGUUUGAUGUUAACAGCUGUGGCUAGGGGUGCAUUUUGUGACUGUUUUGAUCAGCAAAAUAUCAGAAAUGAAAUACAUUUCUUUAAAGGGUUAGUUUUAAAAAAGAUGAUAUAAAAGACAAAUUGUAUUUGUCAGAUUUUCUUUCCAGUUCAGAUGACUCCAAAUCUGAUACAAACCCAAAGUAUAAAACCAUGUAGUAAGUCAGGUUUGCCCUGCUUUUGUUGGUUUUAGUUUCUGGUAUUGCAAAUGUUCUAUAGCACAGUUUGGAAUGAAACAAUACACCUUUGUUUUGUUGUUGCAGUAUUUCAAAGAUCUGUUUGGUAGGUAGAAGAGGGUUUAAAAAUUCUACACCUUUUCUACUCUAAUCUUUAAAAAAAGGUAUUAGUUUGAACACUUCAUUUUUAUUGUUUUUCAGAUACUUGCGAUGUGUCAAACAGAUACAGUGUAUGAUUUUUGACACUCAAAUCAACACUUACUUUCUAUUAAACAGUAUGUGCUUUGUUAUAUUAAGUGCAGUUUGUUACAAAGAUGAUACCAACAAUUUUUCAGGCUAUCACAAAUUGUAUUAUUGUAAAUGUAACUGUGUGUACAUACUCUAAAGAUCUGCAAUCCCAUUUGUUGUGUGGUUUUUACGUUGUGUAAAUUCAUAUAUGGAUAUUAAUUGGAUUUCAAAAUAGUUGGUAUUUCAACUUUUAAUUAAACAUCUACAAGUAUACAGAUA